Messenger RNA from Paramecium pentaurelia, 662 nucleotides. The record is from the annotation of a GenBank genome assembly. Lineage: Eukaryota; Ciliophora; Oligohymenophorea; Peniculida; Parameciidae.
AUGGGUGAGAUUGUCCCUAAUCAGCUAUUCGUCGCUGGAUACAGUCGUAACAAAGUGACUGAUGAAAGAGAUGUUAAGGAAAUCUUUAGAAAAUAUGCCUCAGUCAAAGAAGUUGCAUAUAAAGGUUCAUAUUCUUUCAUUGUAAUCUUUCCAUCUUAUCAGACUUUCAAUAGCGAAGCUGAAGCUUAAGAGGCACUUAAAGAGACCAAUGGAAUGGCAUAUAAUGGUCAGAAACUCAAAGUUGACAUUGUUGAUAAACGCAAAAGUCGAAAAACUGGACCAUCUGAGGGUGAUUAAUGUUUCAAAUGCAAUAAAGGUGGCCAUUGGUAUUAAUUUUAUUUGAUUCUUAACAGGGCUAGAGAUUGUCCUAAUGGCAGAUCCCCUCAUAGAAGUAGAAGAUAUUCAAAUUCCAGAUCUAGGUAGAUUAUUUAUCUAUAUCAAUUCUAGACGUCAUAGAAGGAGAUCUGAUUCUCGUUCUUAUUCUUCAUAGUCUUCUUCAAGAUCUAGAAGAAAAAAUAGAUCCUCCAGAAAUAAACAUAGACAUAGUAGAAGUAGAAGUCCGAAAAGACAAGAAAAACCCAAAAAGAGAAGCAUCAGUAGAAAAAGAUCACCCUCUGAUUCAUAAUCAUCUAAACGUGCUAAUUCAGACUCAAAGUCUUGAA